This is a messenger RNA of Sus scrofa (pig), 1055 nucleotides long. It is a transcript of the gene MRPS26, whose product is annotated as mitochondrial ribosomal protein S26. Gene Ontology annotation, cellular component: mitochondrial small ribosomal subunit. Lineage: Eukaryota; Metazoa; Chordata; Mammalia; Artiodactyla; Suidae. The record is from RefSeq and is a predicted model, not a curated record.
CCAUGAAGCCUUGCGGCUCGCCGGAGGCGGGGAGGCCUCGCCAUGCUGCGCGUGCUGGGCGGCCUGGGUGCGCGGCCUGCGGGCCGGCUCCCGGCCCCGCUUCUGCUCCCCACGCGCGGCCGCAAGACCCGCCACGACCCGCCGGCCAAGUCCAAAGCCGGGCGCGUGGCGACUCCGCCCGCGGUGGAUCCUACGGAGUUCUUCGUGCUGACCGAGCGUUACCGCCAGUAUCGCCAGACGGUGCGCGCGCUCAGGCUGGAGUUCAUGUCCGAGGUGCGCAAGAAGCUGCAUGAGGCCCGGGCCGGGGUCCAGGCAGAGCGCAAGGCGCAGGAGGACGCGGCUGAGCAUCGCGAGCUGAUGGCUUGGAACCAGGCGGAGAACCAGCGGUUGCACGAGCUGCGGCUGGCCAGGCUGCGGCAGGAGGCCCUCGAGCAGGAGCGGCGGCAGGCCGAGGAGGCUGUCCUGCAGGCCCGAGAGGCGCAGGCCUGGGCGCAGCUCAAGGAGCAGGAAGUGCUGCAACUGCAGGAGGAGGCAAAAACCUUCAUCACUCGAGAGAACCUGGAGGCACGGGUGGAAGAAGCAUUGGACUCCCCAAAGAGCUACAACUGGGCCAUCACCAGAGAGGGGCUGGUUGUCAGGCCCCAGCAAAAGGGCUCAUAAGGACCCAAUAAGGACAGUGCCCACCCAGGAACCAUUGUGUGUUGAGGGGCGGAGGGAUUGGAGUGUCGUACCUGAUCUGGAAUAAAGCAGUUGGUGUUUCUUAUGAAGGAGGAGGCUCUACGGAUUCCACUGCAGCCCUCACUUUGGGCCUUAACACCCACCAAUUGGUUAGAAAUUCCCUCACACAGUGCCCUGUUCCAUACCCAUGUAUGAUUCUCAGCCAAGCACCAGACCUUAGAAGUUUCCAUCUUACAGAGGAGCAGGUUAGGCCAUAGUCCCCUUAGGCAGCCAGGUCAUCUCCUGAGUAUCAUCAAGGACAGUGGUUGGCAAACUGCAGUCCAUGGGCCAAAUCUGGCCCAUUACUUCUUUUUGUAAAUAAAGUUUAUUGGCACAGA